UCACCCAAUUCUAGAGUACAUCAGCGCUCCCAUUCAGGGGGGAGACCAUAUUUUUGUAAUGAAUGUGGGAAAUGUUUCUGCCUCAGCAGUGAUCUCGAAGAACACCAGCAAAUUCAUACAGGAGAGAAACCCUAUAAAUGUGAAGAAUGUGGGAGGAGCUUCACCCAAAGCGGACACCUUAUAAUGCACCGACGAAUUCAUUCAGGAGAAAAACCCUAUGCAUGUAAAAAAUGUGGGAAAUGUUUCAGUCGUUCCUCAAAUUUUAGAAGACAUCAGCGCUCCCAUUCAGGGAAGAAGCCAUAUUCUUGUAAAGAAUGUGGGAAAUGUUUCUGCCAGAGCAGUGAUCUUCAAGUACACCAGCGAAUUCAUACGGGAGAGAAACCCUAUAAGUGUAAAGAAUGUGGGAAAGGAUUCUGCCAGAGUAGUGAUCUUCAAGUACACCAGAGAAUUCAUACCGGAGAGAAACCCUAUAAGUGUAAAGAAUGUGGAAAAUGUUUCAGUCGUUCCUCAACUUUUAAAGUACAUCAGCGCCGGCAUUCAGGGGAGAAACCGUAUUCUUGUAAGGAAUGUGGGAAAUGUUUCUGCCAGAGCAGUGAUCUUCAAGUACACCAGCGAAUUCAUACGGGAGAGAAACCCCCUCAGUGCAAUGAAUGUGGCGAAAAGUUCAGCCAGAAGGCAAACCUUGUACAUCCGCAAACUUAUAUGGGAGAGAAAACCUUAUCACAGUUGGGUCAACCUUAAGAAAACAUCAUAAAGGAGAGAAACCUGUUCAGUUCAAAGAAUGUAGGAUGAGUUUGACCAAAUACUCAAAUGCCACACUACAUCAACCAAUUGACUCAGGAGAAAAACUCUAUAAAUGCAGAGAGUGUGGUAAAAAUUUCAAGCAGCUCUCAGAUUUUAAACUUCAUCAACAAUCACGUUCAGGGGAGAAAUUGCAUCAUUGUAAAGAAGGGUGUGAUAUGUGUAACUCCCUGCCUUCUGUUCUGUGAUUUUUAAAAAAUAUUUCACAACUAAGGUUUUGCUGAGAUAGUUUUAACAUGAGUCUAACUUUAUCAUUUUACAAAAAUUGCCUUGAAAUUGAAAUAAAGAUUUAAACUGGAAAAAGG
Messenger RNA from Pogona vitticeps (central bearded dragon), 1106 nucleotides. NCBI's taxonomy places the organism in Eukaryota, Metazoa, Chordata, Lepidosauria, Squamata, Agamidae. The record is from RefSeq and is a predicted model, not a curated record.